AAAAUGAAGACGAGUCUCUACUGCUCUCCUAUGUAGUUGCAAAUCCUCUUCAAGUAAAAAUCACUAAUUGAUCAAUUUUUUUCUGUGUUGAUACCGCCACUUAUCUUUCUUCACAAACAUCACACCCCCAACACCAAAAGGAUUUCCAUUCCUGUAUCUCUCUCUCUGCUCUAUCAAGAUAUUCUUCUUCAAAAGGUGAACAGAGUCAGAGAGAAUGUGGAAGCUGAAGAUAGCAGAAGGAGGGCCAUGGCUGACCUCCGUUAACAAUUUCGUGGGCCGGCAGCACUGGGAAUUCGAUCCCGACGCCGGUACACCGGAAGAACGUGCCGAAGUCGAAAGGGUCCGCCAGGAGUUUAAGAAGAACCGCCAUCGCAACAAACAGAGUGCUGAUCUUUUGAUGAGGAUGCAGCUUACAAAAGAAAAUCCAUGCGGCCCAAUUCCUCCACCAGUGAAAGUGAACGAAACAGAGGAGUUGACAGAGGAAGCAGUGACAACCACUGUGAGAAGGGCUCUCAGCUUCUAUUCCACCAUUCAGGCACAUGAUGGCCAUUGGCCUGCUGAAUCUGCUGGCCCUUUGUUUUUCCUUCAACCUCUGGUCUUGGCAUUGUAUGUCACGGGAUCAAUGAAUGCUGUUCUAGGACCAGAACACCAGAAGGAAAUAAUCCGUUAUCUAUAUAAUCAUCAGAAUGAAGAUGGAGGUUGGGGAUUCCACAUCGAGGGUCACAGCACAAUGUUUGGCACAGCUCUAAGCUACAUUUGCUUGAGGUUACUUGGAGAGGAUCCAGAUGGUGGUGAGGACAUGGCUAUGACUAAAGCCCGGAAUUGGAUUCUUGACCGUGGCGGUCUCAUUGGAAUUCCAUCCUGGGGAAAGUUUUGGGUUACGGUGCUUGGUGUGUAUGAGUGGGCAGGCUGCAACCCACUGCCCCCUGAGUUCUGGCUUCUACCCAACAUUUCUCCAGUUCAUCCAGGCAAAAUGUUGUGCUACUGUCGCUUGGUUUACAUGCCUAUGUCUUACUUAUAUGGAAAGAGAUUCGUUGGUCCCAUCACUGACUUGAUUCUUUCCUUGAGACAAGAGCUCUACACUGGGCCUUAUGAUCAAAUAAACUGGAACAAAGGCCGAAAUACUGUUGCCAAGGAGGAUCUCUACUAUCCUCAUCCUCUGGUGCAAGAUAUGGCUUGGGGAUUCCUUCACAAUGUUGCGGAGCCAAUUCUGCAACGUUGGCCUUUUUCUUUGCUGAGAGAGAAGGCACUAGAGAAAGCAAUCGAACAUGUACAUUAUGAGGAUGUAAACAGCAGAUACCUCUGCAUUGGAUGUGUAGAGAAGGUGUUAUGUUUGAUUGCUUGCUGGGUUGAAGAUCCAAAUUCAGAAGCAUACAAGCUUCAUCUUGCCAGAAUUCCGGAUUACUAUUGGCUUGCUGAAGAUGGCUUGAAAUUUCAGAGUUUUGGGUGUCAGAUGUGGGAUGCUGCUUUUGCAAUUCAAGCGAUUAUUGCCUGUAAUCUUAAUGAAGAGUAUGCAACAAUGCUCCGAAAAGCACAUGACUUUGCCAAGGCUUCACAGGUUCGAGACAAUCCUGCUGGAAACUUCACUAAAAUGUACAGACACAUUUCUAAAGGUGCAUGGACAUUCUCGAUGCAAGAUCACGGUUGGCAAGUCUCUGAUUGCACUGCUGAAGGACUAAAGGCAACAUUGUUGUUCUCACAAAUAUCACCAGAUUUAGUUGGAGAGAAAAUGGAAACUGAACGCUUCUAUGAUGCUGUAAACGUCAUUCUUUCCCUUCAGAGUCCCAAUGGUGGUUUCCCUGCAUGGGAGCCCCAACGAGCAUUCCGCUGGUUGGAGAAAUUCAAUCCCACAGAGUUCUUCGAAGACACCCUUAUUGAGACAGAGUACGUAGAGUGCACUUCGUCUGCGAUUCAAGGUCUGGCACUCUUUAGGAAAUUAUAUCCCAAGCACAGAAGAAGGGAAAUAGACAGCUGCAUAGCAAGAGCAUUGGGUUACCUUGAAGACACACAGAAUCCUGAUGGUUCAUGGUAUGGUUGCUGGGGAAUUUGCUAUACAUAUGGUACAUGGUUUGCCGUAGAGGGUUUAGCAGCCUGUGGGAAGACCUACAAAAACUGCCCCACCCUGCGUAAAGCUUGUGAGUUUUUAUUGUCAAAGCAAGUUCCUGAUGGUGGAUGGGGAGAGAGUUACCUUUCCAGCCAAAAUAAGGUAUACACAAAUCUAGAAGGUGAUCGUUCAAAUGUGGUUCACACUGCAUGGGCAGUAUUAUCUCUUAUUAAAGCUGGGCAGGCUGACAUAGAUCCAACUCCUAUACAUAGAGGAAUAAAGGUAUUGAUCAAUGACCAAAUGGAAGAUGGUGACUUCCCUCAGCAGGAAAUCACUGGAGUCUUCAUGAGGAACUGCACAUUAAACUACUCUUCAUAUAGAAAUAUCUUUCCGAUUUGGGCCCUUGGAGAGUACCGCCGCCGCGUCUUGUUUGCAUAAUUAAAGCGUUAUAAACACAAGGAGCAGGCAAUACACACUGGCACUCCAAAUUUCCAAGUUUUCUUCAAAAUGGCUUGUUCAGAAAGAUGGUCAUAUAUAUAUAUAUAUAUAUAUAUAUAUAUAUAUAUGUACACAUACAUAAUGUUGUAGAUACAACAAUGCCACUAUGGAAUUAGUAUAAGCACCUACUCGUUGCAGUACGUGCUCUAAAGUUCAAAAGGUGAACAAUAUAUAUACAUAACUACUCAUCGUGCAUGCCUUAUAUUGAUUUCCUCUGUAAUAUAGUGAUGUCUUUAUUUUUAAAAGCUUGCUGUAUACGCACCUUCCUAAUUAAGUGAUAUUUUCAAUGAGAAAUACGUUACUUUCAUUCA
Molecule: messenger RNA, 2853 nt
Organism: Ziziphus jujuba (common jujube)
Lineage: Eukaryota; Viridiplantae; Streptophyta; Magnoliopsida; Rosales; Rhamnaceae
Product: lupeol synthase
Exons: 17
Coding region: 215-2482 (755 amino acids)
Biological process (GO): triterpenoid biosynthetic process
Cellular component (GO): lipid droplet
Molecular function (GO): intramolecular transferase activity
Source: RefSeq, a predicted model, not a curated record